Molecule: messenger RNA, 1206 nt
Organism: Camelina sativa (false flax)
Lineage: Eukaryota; Viridiplantae; Streptophyta; Magnoliopsida; Brassicales; Brassicaceae
Source: RefSeq, a predicted model, not a curated record
AUGACCAUUACCGCGUCCGGAGAAAUUGAGUCUGUGAAUGGUGUUGACCAAGAUGAACAGGACGACGCCUUGGAGAUCGAAGAAGCUGUGGCCAAGCCGGACAAGGGAGAACUACUCAUGAUCCGACGAGUCCUCAACACCAGCCAAUCACCGGACGAUACGCAUCAGCGAGACAACAUUUUCCCUAUGCGUUGCAUUGUAAGUGGGAAGGUUUGUGGAUUGAUCAUCGAUGUUGGAUCUUGCACUAAUGUUGCAAGUUCUUACAUGGUCAAGAAACUAUCUCUUAACACCAAAAGCCACCCAAAACCUUAUAAGCUCAAAUGGUUGAAUGACAAAACCAUGAUUCAAGUUAAUGAACAAGUCACGGUUCUGUUUAGUGUAAGCCCUUAUAAAGACCAAGUCUUGUGUGAUCUGGUGCCAAUGCAAGCUAGCCACCUCCUUUUGGGGAGUCCAUGGCAGUUUGACAAAAGGACCUCUCAUUGCGCCACACCAACCAAUAUUCUUUUGUGCAUGAUAACAAGCGUUAUUUGUUUGAAACCUUUGAGUCCUACACAAGUUUGUGAGAUGCAAUCGAAAUUGUCUAAGGAUCCAGACGCUAAAAUGAACUUUUUGAUCACUGCUAGUGUUGUUAGGAGAUCACUUAGUGACUCCGCUUGUCAAGUGUUAUUGAUGGUGUUUAAAGAUGAUGUGAGUGCAGAUCAUGAACAGGAUGAUGUUCCGGCCGUGAUCAAGUCACUCCUACGGCGUUAUCAAGACAUCUUUCCAGAAGAGUUACCGCACGGCCUACCACCAUUGCGAGGCAUUGAUCACCAGAUCGAUCUCCUACCCAGCGCACAACUACCUAAUAGACCCGCGUACCGCGUGAACCCUGAAGAGGCCAAAGAGUUAGAACGUCAAGUAGCCGAUCUCAUGAAGCAAGGAUACUUGCGAGAGAGCCUAAGUCCGUGUGCGGUGCCGGUCCUGUUGGUUCCAAAGAAGGAUGGGACGUGGCGCAUGUGCGUAGAUUGCCGAGCAGUGAACAACAUCACCAUUAAGUACCGCCAUCAUAUCCCACGCCUGGACGACAUGCUUGAUGAACUUAGCGGUUCCACCAUCUUCUCCAAGAUAUUCCUUAAAAGUGGCUAUCAUCAAGUGAGGAUGAAAGAGGGAGAUGAGUGGAAAACCGCGUUCAAAACCAAGCAAGCAAGAGUCUUGAUGAGCAUUUAG